Messenger RNA from Esox lucius (northern pike), 5822 nucleotides. It is a transcript of the gene fbln2, whose product is annotated as fibulin 2. NCBI's taxonomy places the organism in Eukaryota, Metazoa, Chordata, Actinopteri, Esociformes, Esocidae. Gene Ontology annotation, cellular component: extracellular region. The coding region runs from base 341 to 5557 and encodes 1738 amino acids. The transcript has 19 exons. The record is from RefSeq and is a predicted model, not a curated record. Gene Ontology annotation, molecular function: calcium ion binding.
AAGUGCUUUGCAGGUCCAGAUUUAUUAUGCUUUCAGAUGGAUACUUCAAACAGACGGCUGGGCGAGACGGAGGUUAACAACCAUUCAGACCUCUCAGUCCAUCACUCAAAAAAGUAGCAGCAAAGAAGUGCAGCGGUCUUCGGGCGGUCUGUAGCGACUAUCCAGGGAUUUUACCGGAGCGUCUUUUAUUCAACCCUAUGACCAUGAAUGGAAGCCAAGACUGGUGGUAAUUCCUAAGAACAGCAAUCAAAAGUACCCAGAUCCUCGAGGAGAACUACAAAACCAAACGUCAAAAGGCUGUGGAACAACUUUGUCUUGACGGGGUAACCAAUCGUGUGUCAUGAUGACUGGGCCCCCACCAGGGCAGACGGUCCUCCUCCUGCUGCUUCUUAGGGCCAGCAGCGGGGGCUGUCAGAAGGACUGCACAGGAGUAGACUGCCCUGAGCUGGUUAACUGCCUGGAGGAGAGGCUGGAGGCAGGGGCUUGCUGCACCACCUGUCUCCAGAAGGGCUGCACCUGUGAGGGUUACCAGUACUACGACUGUGUCCACGCUGGCUUCAACAACGGGAAGGUCCCUGAGGGGCAGUCCUACUUCGUGGACUUCGGAAGCACUGAGUGUUUGUGUCCAGUGGGCGGCGGUCGUAUCGGUUGUCACUUCAUGCCGUGUCCUGAAGUCCCUCCGAACUGCGUGGAGGUGUCGGAGCCGGCCGACGGCUGUGUCACCUGCCAGCGCAUCGGAUGUGUCCAUGACAACAAGAAGUAUGAGGCUGGACACUCCUUCCACCUGGAGGCUUGUCAGGUCUGUCAUUGUCCAACAGACGGGGGACAGAUGAUUUGCUACCCCGUCCCUGAUUGUGUCCGCAGCAACUCCAAUGCCCUCCACAAAUCCAUGCCUGCCACCCCCAUAAACAACAAACCGGAUGGUCAGCCUAGACGCCCCAUCCGUCCACUUACACACCCGGAUAGAGCUCAGGACAGACCCCCUACAGGUCUUCACCCGGAUAGAGCUCAGGACAGACGCCCUACAGGUCUUCACCCGGAUAGAGCUCAGGACAGACCCCCUACAGGUCUUCACCCAGAUAGAGCUCAGGACCGACGCCCCACAGGUCUUCACCCGGAUAGAGCUCAGGACAGACGCCCCACAGGUCUUCACCCAGAUAGAGCUCAGGACAGACCCCCUACAGGUCUUCACCCAGAUAGAGCUCAGGACCGACGCCCCACAGGUCUUCACCCGGAUAGAGCUCAGGACAGACCCCCUACAGGUCUUCACCCGGAUAGAGCUCAGGACAGACGCCCCACAGGUCUUCACCCAGAUAGAGCUCAGGACAGACGCCCCACAGGUCUUCACCCGGAUAGAGCUCAGGACAGACCCCCUACAGGUCUUCACCCGGAUAGAGCUCAGGACAGACCCCCAACAGGUCUUCAUCUGGAAAGCUCAGAAGACAGACAACCCAUCGGUAUUGAUCCGUAUAUCUCAGAGGACAACCUGAACAGGGUAGUUAGAGAAAGAAAGGUUAUGCCUCCUGUUCAUCCCUAUAGCUCUCAGGACAAGCCACCCAGACUUCUUAUAUUCAGAGAGACUGAGCAAGACAGAUCCUCCUACAACCGUCCUCCGUUCUCCUUUAAUGGUCCUGACGUCCCUCCAUCAUUCAGCAGUCCGGAGCUCCCCCCAUUCCCCUUCAAUGCCCCAGUCCCCCCAGGCCCCCUCCCCAAACCCUACCUGCCCGUGUUCAAACCAGACAGACACAUGGAUGAGGACAUGGAUGAAGAAUAUGACUACGCUCCUGCAGACACAGCUGAACCUCCUGUGGAUGAUGUGACCUCUCCAACACAGUCCUCUGUAACCUCUGUGUCCUACUUUGGGACGAAAGCUCCACUGCCGCGAUAUGGGGGCCACGAGAGGGGGUAUGACAGGGGCUAUGAUAAGCCGUAUGAUAGGUCUGUUAGUCAACAUGGAAACAGGGGUUAUGAUAGCAAAGGCAAGGAGGAGCUGAAGGAGAGAUAUGGGGUCCUUGAGACCACCACAGAUACUAUUAAACACAUAGACUGGUCUACAGAGGCAAACAGGCUUGGGCAGACAGACAGUCUAGGGAAGACGGACAGGUCCACAAAGAUAUACAGGAUGAGGGUGGCAGAGAAAGACAGGGUAAAGCAGACAGACAAGGUUGGACUUAUUGACAGCCUAGGAUGGACAGACAGUUCUGAGAAAAAGAGGUUUGGAGAGACAGACAGUCCAGAAUAUCAAACCACCUUCAGUCAGCUUGAAGACACCGCAGUUGAGACAGCUACCACCCGCAGUACCAGCUCAAACCUGCAGGACGCCACAUCUAGUUCUUCCUGGAAGAGACCCUCAGAAAGCCAGAAACCCCCUCACCUGCAGGAAGCUGGGGAUUUGGACGAUUGGGACACUUGGGAAAGAAGGAUGGAUGAGGAGGAAGAGGGGGGCGAAGAGGAGGAGGAGGAGAAAGACGUUCUUUUGGAGAGUACCACCUCACCUGGGUGGCAAGAUUUGGAUAAACAGGGGAUGACGUUACGGGAGGAAAUAGAGAGUAAGAAAGUAGAAGAACAGAGGAGAGAGGAAAAUAAAGAGAAGACUACACCUAGUAACCAUGUGAAAGCUGCGGUUAUCAGAGAACCAGGAAGUCACAAGGCUUCAGUAGAAUACAGUACUACAUCCCCCAGAAUUCAUGAGGAACACACAUUUAGAAAUACUACCCCCGGACAGCCUGGCCACCAGAGCAUUUCUGCUACUACAUCCCCCAGAGUACAUCAGGACCACACCAGUGGUACAAAGCCUCUUCACUACAUGACCCAGAAGCCGUACCAUACUACCCCUAGAGAACCUAAGCCCAUGGAGGACCAAACUACAUAUUUCAGACUGCCAGAUCACAAAAAUCAUAUAACAACAUAUCCCAGACCGCUUGACCACCAACCCAUCAGAACUACAACUCCCAGAGAACCUGAGGUCAUCACAGACAGAACAACAACCUCAAGACAAGCUGAACACCACAAUCUCAACACAAACCCUGAUCACAAUACCCUGACCAGGAUCCUAGGCUCUCAUGCAAUUAGAACUACAACUCCCAGAGUGCCUGAACACCACUCAACCCAAAUGAAGCCUGACAACCAUACCCUGAUUGGACAGUCCGAGGCUCAUCACCCAGCCUCCAGGCCUCCACAUAACCACAAUAUCCCCCUGAGAGUGAGAUUCAGUGCAACCAGCCAGCCUCUUCUCAGGGUGUCAGCUGACCUAGGGAAGGAAGAGGAGAGGGAAUCUUUUCCAGUCUUUCACUCUAAGACUCAGAAGGCUGGUCUAACAUCUGUUGAGGAGGUGGGAAACUGCUGUGAAGUGGGUCGGCGCUGGGCUUCAGAGAAACAGCAUUGCAAUAACAUGCCUGUGUUGAAGGAAGACAAACACUCUGUCUGCAGUAUCUCCCAGCAGCAGUGCUGUCGGGGCGUUCUUAAAGAGACCAGCUGUCUAGCUGGGAUGACUGCCGCUCGAGGAGGAGACAGCUGUCAUCCGGACCAGGGAAAUCAGUGUGCUGCAGACUCUUACCAGGUGUGCUGUAGCUGCUGUGCACUGGGCAUGGCUCUGCGUUCUGAGGGGAGGGGCUGCGAUGCCCACCAGUACCUGGGGUACCCCUGUGGUCAUGUGUUGCUCACCUGCUGUGAGGAGGAGGAGCUUAGUCAAAACCCACCCAGGCCUGGACCAGACCCCCUGACAGAGACAGUCUCUGACAGGACGUUCCCAGAGGACACGCUGUCCGUCCUGAACCCAGGCGGAGACCAGCCAGCCGACAGGGAGGAGCAGCAACAGGAUGUGGAUGAGUGCCAGCUGUACCAGGGGACGUUAUGUCACCACACCUGUGUCAACACCUGGGGAUCAUUUCACUGCUCCUGUCACCACGGUUAUACCUUAAUGCAGGACCUGCAUACCUGUUCUCCAGUGAGUCUAGAGGAGGUGAACGGACUUGGAGAGAAGAGAGUGAUGCCUACAGAGGAUCCAGCAACACAUCUCUCCCACGCUGAGGAUGACCAGCUACCUUGUGCAGGUAAUGGUCCCUGUAUGCAGCAGUGUUCUGAGGUUGGAGGUCACGCCCGCUGUUCCUGUUUUCCAGGCUUCUUCCUGAAGGCAGAUGGACACAGUUGUGAAGAUGAGAAUGAAUGUGUGACCAACAGCCACAUUUGCCAGAACAGUGAGCGCUGUGUGAACACUCUGGGGUCAUUCGUGUGUGAGAGGAAAUCCCCAUGUCCAGUCGGAUACCAGCUCAGGAAUGAAGUCUGUGAGGACAUCGAUGAGUGUGUGGUGCGGAGCCACAACUGUGACCGAGGGUUUGAGUGUCAGAACACCGAAGGAUCCUUCCUCUGUAAGCCCAAGCAGACGUGUCUCACAGGAUUCACCCAGGACUCGCAUGGAAACUGCAUCGAUGUUAAUGAGUGCAGUACCUUGUUGGAGCCGUGUAGUGCUGGUUUUAACUGUAUCAACAACGUGGGCUCCUACACCUGUCAGAGGAAGGCCAUCAUGUGUAGUCAGGGAUACCACUCCAGUCCUGAUGGAACACACUGCAUCGAUUUGGAUGAGUGUUUGACAGGAGUCCAUGGAUGUGAUGAGGGUCAGGUGUGUUAUAACCUCCCUGGCAGCUUCCGUUGUGACUGUCAGACUGGCUACCAGUAUGAUGCUACACGCCAACGAUGCAGCGAUGUGAAUGAGUGCUGGCUCUACCCUGGCAGGCUGUGUGCUCAGAAGUGUGAGAACACACCAGGGUCCUAUCAGUGUUCCUGUACUGCUGGCUUUUCUUUGGCCUUCGAUGGCAAGAACUGUGAAGAUAUGAAUGAGUGUGACUCAAGCCCUUGUGAUCAGGAGUGUGCUAACAUCUACGGCUCCUACCAGUGUUACUGCCGACAGGGCUUUUAUCUGAAGGAGGAUGGACACAGCUGUGGAGAUAUCGAUGAGUGCUCCCAGAGUAUAGGGAACCUGUGUGCAUUCAAAUGUGUGAAUGUUCCAGGCAGCUACCAGUGUGCCUGCCCACCUAAAGGAUUCACCAUGUCAACCAAUGGACGCACCUGUCGAGAUAUUGAUGAGUGUGCUACAGGAGGGCAUAACUGCUCUAGCAGUCAGAGCUGCUACAACGUCCAGGGAAGUUAUAAGUGUCUGUCCUUCUCCUGCCCACUGAACUACAGGAAGGUCUCAGACAUGCGCUGUGAGCGGAGCAGUUGUCCAGCUCACUCAUUAGACUGCCAGUCCACUCCUCUCAGAAUCACUUACCACCAGCUCUCCUUCCAGACCAACAUCAUCAUCCCUGCUCAGAUCUUCAGGAUUGGACCUUCUCCUGCCCACUCUGGAGACAACAUCGCAAUCUCCAUCAUCCGUGGCAAUGAGGAGAAUUACUUCUCAACACGAAAGCUGAAUAGUUUUAUGGGUGCUGUGUACCUGCAGAGGCAGGUUCGAGAGCCAAGGGACUUCCUGAUUGACGUGGAGAUGAAACUUCUAAGACAAGGAGCAUUAACCAGCUUCCUUGCCCGAAUAUAUGUCUUUAUUACAGCUAAUAUGUUGUAGAAUCUAAACAAAUACACAAACAAACACACACAUAAUGGUGCUCAGUCAUAAUACUUUAACAGUAACAAUCACUUUUCUCCGAAAGAGAAUAUCGUUCACCAGAGACUCACCAGGAUGAUCAUAUGGUGCUCAAUUUUAUACUAUUUAAAUCACAAUGUCACCCAUAAUGCUAAACCUAAUACUAGUUAAAUCACUAUGUUACCCAUAAUGCUAAACCUAAUACUAGUUAAAUCACUAUGUUACCCAUAAUGCUAAACCUAAUACU